AUGGCCGCCGGCCCCGCGUCCCACGGCGGGCACCCCCGCGCGCAGAGGCCGCAUCUGAGCAAGAUGGAGCGGAUGGUCGUGAGUAUGCAGGACCCCGACCAGGGCGUGAAGAUGCGGAGCCAGCGCCUGCUCGUCACCGUCAUUCCUCACGCAGUGACUGGCAACGACGUCGUGGAGUGGUUGAUCCAUAAGUACUGCAUCACAGAGGAGGAGGCCCUGCACCUGGGCACCCUUCUAGUGCGGCAUGGCUACCUAUACCCACUGCGAGACCCCUGCCACCUCAAGCUCCGGCUGGAUGAAACGCCCUAUAGGUUCCAGGUCAGGCUCAACGGGGAGCAGACGCCCUAUUUCUGGAUGAGCACCCUGUGGCCAGCCGCUGAGCUGGACUACGCCAUCUACCUGGCCAAGAAGAACAUCCGAAAGCGGGGGGGCCUGGUUGACCACGAAAAGGAGCACUAUGACCAGCUGCACAGGAAGAUCAGCCACACGUGGGACCUGGUAGUGAUGCAGGCGAGAGAGCAGCUGUGGGCAGCUAAGCAGCGCAGGAAGGGGGACAGGCUGGUCAUCGCAUGCCAGGAGCAGACGUACUGGCUGGUGAACAGGCCCCCGCCCGGGGUCCCCAGCGUGCUGGAGCAAGGUCCAGAGCGGAAUUCCUGCACUGCUGGGCGAGUGCAGAUGCCCACCGGCCCCUUCCAGACCAAGACCGUGGAUUUCUACAGGCGGGAGGUCGAGUGGUUACGAAAGGCACUGGGCAGGGCCCGGGUGAAGUCCUCCGUCUGCCUCGAGGCGUACCUGAAAUUUAGCAGCCAGCGUGGGCCGCACGACCCCAUCAUGUCGGGGUGCCUGCCCAGCAACCCCUGGGUCACAGACAACGAUACCUACUGGGCCAUGAAUGCACCCAGCGCGGCCAUGCCCACAAGGCUCCGUGUGGAGCAGUGGGCCUUCAGCUUCCGGGAACUCUUGGAAGACCCUGUGGGACGGGCCCAUUUCAUGGACUUUCUCAGGAAGGAGUUCAGUGCCGAGAACCUCAGCUUCUGGGAGGCCUGUGAGGAGCUGCGCCACGGAGGGCAGGCCCAGGUCCCCGCCCUGGUGCACGCCGUGUACCAGCAGUUCCUGGCCCCCGGUGCUGCCCGCUGGGUCAACAUUGACAGCCGGACGAUGGAGCGGACGCUGGUGGGCCUGGGCCGGCCGCACCGCCAUGUGCUGGACGACGCCCAGCUGCACAUCUACAUGCUGAUGAAGAAGGACUCCUACCCGAGGUUCCUGAAGUCGGAUUUGUACAAAGACCUGCUGGCGGAGGCCGUGGUGCCCCCGGAGACCAAGCGACGGGUGUUCCCGUUCAUGCGGAAGCCGCGCCAUUCCAGCCCCAGCCCUGCUCUCCUUCCUGCCUCUGCCUCCAGGGAGCCCUCGGGUGGUGACGGGGAGGCCUAG
This is a messenger RNA of Lipotes vexillifer (Yangtze River dolphin), 1431 nucleotides long. RefSeq names its product regulator of G protein signaling 11 (gene RGS11). Gene Ontology annotation, cellular component: cytoplasm; neuron projection; plasma membrane. The record is from RefSeq and is a predicted model, not a curated record. The coding region runs from base 1 to 1431 and encodes 476 amino acids. Gene Ontology annotation, biological process: positive regulation of GTPase activity; regulation of G protein-coupled receptor signaling pathway; G protein-coupled receptor signaling pathway. Gene Ontology annotation, molecular function: GTPase activator activity. Lineage: Eukaryota; Metazoa; Chordata; Mammalia; Artiodactyla; Lipotidae. The transcript has 17 exons.